AUGACCCGCGAGAUGGUUACCAAGUGCUUCACCGACCCCUGGGCUUACAGCGCGGCGCAGGCCGACAUCAUCUAUGACUGCUGCGAACACCCGUCUGAGGAGCUGUGGAUUCAAACCUCGUGGCAGAUGACGGCUCGAUGGGACCUGCUGCUGGAGGGGCUGCUGGAGGGAGAGGAGGGCGUCAAGCUUGUGCGCAAGUGCGCCAUCACGUCCGCGACGAAAUCUCUGCAAUCUGCGCACGUCCUUGCUCCGAGGCGGGAGAAGCUCGCUUCCGGCCAGUGGGUGCUACAAGGACAAGCAGAGAUCAAGUUCCUCAGCAGUGCGAAGGUCAUUCCCAAGAACGCCCAUGUCCACUCCCAGGCCAAUCGGCUCGAACUCGCGACUUCCGUUCAAUCGGACCUCGAUGCGCGGCUUCUCCACCUCGUUCCCGACCGUCAACCUUGCGUCGCCCGUCUCCUCUGCGAAGUCAAAUACCAGGAGGAACGCCUCGCAAUUCUCGAGAUGGCGGAAGCGCCGGUAACAGGCCAGAAAAGGCAGCGCGUUGAGGUCCCCCCUGCGCGACCGCCGUUUGAUGCGUUCUACAAGACUCUCGAGGCGAGCGGCGCAUGCUACCGCGUCACCGGCGACUUUCGUCGUACGGAUGGCGCUCUCAGACGAGUCGACGACGCGGGUCUCGACACAUUGACCUACCGCGUCGAAGGCAUCGACGAAAACGACGCGCGACGUCAAGGUAUCGCCUUUCGACGCGACGUUCCCGCCUCGAGGCCUACUUUCCCGCCUGUCAUCACGCCACUUUCGACCAAUCUGCUGAUCUGGGCAAUGGUCGACCGAGUCGAGCAGGGCUACCCGGACGACCUCUGCGAGGAGACCUCGGAGCUACAGAACCUCCUGCGCUGCCUCAUCCAGUUCUGGCGCCUGACGGACGACGUCGACUCAUCUACGCUGCGCAAGCUCGUCGAGCGCGCUCACAAGCUGGUCGAGCAGGACGCGACGUGGGCUGCCGCUUCGAAAGAUCUCGCAUCCGUCUCGUUCGACAGCAUCGCCGCCCUCAUCAAGCUGCCCGAUUCGGCAGUCAGGUCGCAAGUCCUCCCCACGGAGACGCAACGAGCGCAAAUUCGCGCAACCAUGGAGGACGAUCACGACGACCUUCCCGGGCUCGACUUUCCUCGCGACGAUCUUCCGUCGGACUCAGUCGUCCCGCUCACGGCGUCGGCGCUCGAAUUGCUUCAGGCCUCGUCCUGGACCGCCCCGACGCCUGCUGAGAAUCUCGGAUGCGUACGCUAA
Messenger RNA from Rhodotorula toruloides NP11, 1284 nucleotides. RefSeq lists its product as uncharacterized. The record is from RefSeq and is a predicted model, not a curated record. The transcript is spliced from 4 exons. Bases 1 to 1284 code for a protein of 427 amino acids. NCBI's taxonomy places the organism in Eukaryota, Fungi, Basidiomycota, Microbotryomycetes, Sporidiobolales, Sporidiobolaceae.